Rhinopithecus roxellana (golden snub-nosed monkey) is the source of this 1305-nucleotide messenger RNA. RefSeq names its product transmembrane protein 130-like. The record is from RefSeq and is a predicted model, not a curated record. NCBI's taxonomy places the organism in Eukaryota, Metazoa, Chordata, Mammalia, Primates, Cercopithecidae.
AUGGCCCGGGCAGUGUGGUCGCGCCUCGGCCGCAUCCUAUGGCUCUCCUGCCUCCUGCCCUGGGCCCCGGCAGGGGUGGCCGCAGGCUUGUAUGAACUCAAUCUCACCACCGAUAGCCCUGCCACCACGGGAGCGGAGGUGACUAUCUCGGCCAGCCUGGUGGCCAAGGACAACAGCAGCCUGGCCCUGCCUGCCGACACCCACCUCUACCGCUUCCACUGGAUCCACACCCCGCUGGUGCUCACUGGCAAGACGGAGAAGGGUCUCAGCUCCACCAUCCAUGUGGUCGGCCAUGUGCCUGGGGACUUCCCAGUCUCCGUCUGGGUCACUGCUGCUGACUGCUGGAUGUGCCAGCCCGUGGCCAGGGGCUUCGUGGUCCUCCCCAUCACAGAGUUCCUCGUUGGGGACCUCGUUGUCACCCAGAACACCUCCUUGCCCUGGCCCAGCUCCUAUCUCACUAAGACCGUCCUGAAAGUCUCCUUCCUUCUCCACGACCCGAGCAACUUCCUCAAGACCGCCGUGUUUCUCUACAGCUGGGACUUUGGGGACGGGACCCAGAUGGUGACUGAAGACUCCGUGGUCUAUUAUAACUAUUCCAUCAUCGGGACCUUCACCGUGAAGCUCAAAGUGGUGGCAGAGUGGGAAGAGGUGAAGCCGGAUGCCACGAAGGGUGUGAUGCAGAAGACCGGGGACUUCUCCGCCUCGCUGAAGCUGCAGGACACCCUUCGAGGCAUCCAAGUCUUGGGGCCUACCCUAAUUCAGACCUUCCAAAAGAUGACCGUGACCUUGAACUUCCUGGGGAGCCCUCCUCUGACCGUGUGCUGGCGUCUCAAGCCUGAGUGCCUCCCGCUGGAGGAAGGGGAGUGCCACCCUGUGUCCGUAGCCAGCACAGCGUACAACCUGACCCACACCUUCAGGGACCCUGGGGACUACUGUUUCAGCAUCCGGGCCGAGAAUGUCAUCAGCAAGACGCAUCAGUACCACAGGAUCCAGGUGUGGCCCUCCAGAAUCCAGCCGGCUGUCUUUGCUUUCCCAUGUGCUACACUUAUCACUGUGAUGUUGGCCUUCAUCAUGUACAUGACCCUGCGGAAUGCCACUCAGCAAAAGGAUAUGGUGGAGGUGGCUGAUUUUGACUUUUCCCCCAUGUCUGACAAGAACCCGGAGCCACCCUCUGGGGAGUGCUGCUGCCAGAUGUGCUGUGGGCCCUUCUUGCUGGAGACUCCAUCUGAGUACCUGGAAAUUGUUCGCGAGAACCAUGGGCUGCUCCCACCCCUCUAUAAGUCUGUCAAAACUUACACUGUGUGA